Messenger RNA from Dermatophagoides farinae (American house dust mite), 616 nucleotides. RefSeq names its product small ribosomal subunit protein eS24. Gene Ontology annotation, biological process: translation. Gene Ontology annotation, cellular component: ribosome. Gene Ontology annotation, molecular function: structural constituent of ribosome. The record is from RefSeq and is a predicted model, not a curated record. Lineage: Eukaryota; Metazoa; Arthropoda; Arachnida; Sarcoptiformes; Pyroglyphidae.
AAUUGACCAAAUAAUAACUUGUAUUGUAUGAAUAGAGAUUUUCAACAAGUGUGUUGUGCGCGUGUUUCCACAUUACAUUCUUCCUUUUUCGCCUUGUGCUUUGAUUUGUUGGACCAAAUUUUUUUUCAAAAACAUUUCCCGAACAAAAUGGUUGAAACACCAUGUACAAUUCGAACUCGAAAGUUCAUGACCAAUCGAUUAUUAUAUCGAAAACAAAUGAUUGUUGAUGUUAUCCAUCCAGGUCGUGCCACCGUAUCGAAACAAGAAAUUCGAGAUAAAUUGGCAAAAAUCUAUAAAACAACAUCGGAUGUUAUUUUUUCAUUCGGUAAUCGUACCGAUUUUGGUGGUGGACGUACCACAGGUUUUGCCUUAAUAUACGAUACAUUGGAUUAUGCUAAAAAAUUCGAACCAAAACAUCGACUACAACGAAAUGGACUUUAUUCACGUGAAAAAACUGCACGAAAACAACGUAAAGAACGAAAGAAUCGUAUGAAGAAAGUUCGUGGUACUAAAAAAACUAAAGUUGGUUCUGGUGCUAAAAAAUAGACCAAAAAAAAAAAAAAAAAAAAUGCAAAUUCCAUCCAUUCAUUCAAUAUUUAAAUCUGAACAAAUCUUU